This is a messenger RNA of Peromyscus leucopus (white-footed mouse), 1657 nucleotides long. It is a transcript of the gene Brs3, whose product is annotated as bombesin receptor subtype 3. Lineage: Eukaryota; Metazoa; Chordata; Mammalia; Rodentia; Cricetidae. The coding region runs from base 1 to 1200 and encodes 399 amino acids. Gene Ontology annotation, molecular function: bombesin receptor activity. The record is from RefSeq and is a predicted model, not a curated record. Gene Ontology annotation, cellular component: membrane. The transcript has 3 exons. Gene Ontology annotation, biological process: bombesin receptor signaling pathway.
AUGUCUCAAAGGCAGCCUCAGUCACCUAAUCAGACUUUAAUUUCUAUCACAAAUGAUACAGAAUCAUCAAGCUCUGUCGUCUCCAACGAUACCACACAUAAAGGAUGGACCGGAGACAACUUUCCAGGAAUAGAAGCACUGUGUGCCAUCUAUAUCACUUAUGCUGUGAUCAUUUCAGUGGGCAUCCUCGGAAAUGCCAUCCUCAUCAAAGUCUUUUUCAAGACUAAAACCAUGCAAACAGUUCCAAAUAUUUUCAUCACCAGCCUGGCUUUUGGAGACAUGUUACUUCUGCUGACUUGUGUGCCCGUGGAUGCAACCCACUACCUGGCAGAGGGCUGGCUGUUUGGGAAGAUCGGUUGUAAAGUGCUUUCCUUCAUCCGGCUCACUUCUGUCGGUGUGUCAGUGUUCACGCUAACAAUUCUCAGCGCUGACAGAUACAAAGCAGUCGUGAAGCCACUUGAGCGACAGCCCUCCAAUGCUAUUCUGAAGACCUGCGCAAAAGCUGGUGGCAUCUGGAUCGUGUCUAUGAUAUUUGCUCUGCCAGAGGCUAUAUUCUCAAAUGUAUACACUUUCCGAGAUCCUAACAGAAAUGUGACAUUUGAGUCAUGUAACUCCUACCCUGUAUCUGAGAGGCUCUUGCAAAAAAUACAUUCUCUGCUGUGUUUCUUGGUGUUCUAUAUUAUCCCACUCUCGAUUAUCUCUGUCUAUUAUUCUUUAAUUGCCAGGACUCUUUACAAAAGCACCAUGAAUAUACCUACUGAGGAACAAAGCCAUGCCCGAAAGCAGAUUGAGUCCCGGAAGAGAAUUGCCAAAACAGUAUUGGUGCUGGUGGCUCUGUUCGCUGUCUGCUGGUUGCCGACUCACCUCCUGUACCUCUACCACUCCUUCACUUACGAAAGCUAUGAGAACCCCUCGGCCGUUCCUUUCAUUAUCACCAUUUUCUCUCGGGUGCUGGCUUUCAGUAAUUCCUGUGUGAAUCCCUUUGCUCUUUACUGGCUGAGCAAGACCUUCCAGAAGCAUUUUAAAGCUCAGCUCUGCUGCUUCAAGGCAGAGCUGCCUGAGCCUUCCCUUGGUGACACCCCUCUUACCAACCUCACUGUGAUGGGGCGGGUCCCGGGUACUGGGAGCACACAUGUGUCUGAAAUUAGUGUGACCAUGUUCAGUGGCUGUAGCGUGAAGAAGGGAGAGGACAAAGUUUAGCUUUUCCACUAAAAAAAAAAUGGUGAUUUUUUUAGUCUCAUUGAGUGUAUCCAGCUUUAAGGUGUGCAUAGUAUGGUGUCUGGGUUUUUGUUGUUUAUGAAUUGUUUUAAAGUUUUCAGAAUGAAUUAUCCCUGUAAGUAAAAGAGAAAAUGUCAUUUUCUUCAAGGUGCAAACAGCAAUGCCAUUUGGGCUUUCUAAAUACAAUGAAGCCCACCAAGUAGAGAAAAGCAGGUUUGAAAAUGCCAGUCAACUGUGAAGAACGCUGUAUAGGAGGGACGGUAAAUGAACAAGAGUUUAAUUGCAUCCCUCUUUUGUGAUGCUCCUCGUCUCUCACCUACUCAUGUGGUGGUCAUAAAAGUGUUUGUGCUCAUUGUGUGCUGUAAAUCUAGAGAUUCUACUCCGUGAGAUCAAAAAGAGAUAAAACAUCUCUCGUGGUGUUUUGUAACACACACACACA